ACAAAAUGUAUUAUAAGUAAAUUUCGAGAACUUAGUAUGAGUGUAACCAGCAAAAUUUCAUUAGCUGAGAAUGGGAUGCGCCACAACAAAGUUGUCAUAUUGGAUGCUGGUUCACAAUAUGGAAAGGUGAUAGACCGCAAAAUACGGGAACUACUUGUGGAGUCGGAAAUUUUACCGUUGAACACACCAGCUGUAAAAUUGCGUACAAAUGGUUAUAUAGGUAUAAUAAUAUCCGGUGGGCCGAAUUCUGUGUACGCUGAAGAUGCACCUAAUUAUGACCCCGACAUUUUUAAAAUAAAAAUACCUGUACUUGGUAUUUGCUAUGGAAUGCAACUUAUAAAUAAAGAAUUCGGAGGCACUGUUCACAAAAAAGCUGUACGUGAAGAUGGACAAGAAAAUAUUGAAAUCGAACCUGGUUGCCCCUUAUUCAAUCGCCUUAGUCGAACGCAAUCAGUGUUACUAACACAUGGUGAUAGUGUAGAGCGAGUUGGAGAAAAAUUAAAAGUAGGUGGUUGGUCAUCAAAUCGCAUUGUAACGGCAAUUUACAACGAGACGUUGCGAAUAUACGGUGUGCAGUUUCAUCCUGAGGUGGACCUUACAAGUAAUGGUAAGCAAAUGCUUUCAAAUUUUUUGUUCGACAUCUGCGAAAUAACACCAAGUUUUACGCUGGGGAAUCGAAGAGACGAAUGUAUUAGAUACAUCAAGGAAAAAGUUGGAAACAACAGAAUUUUGCUACUUGUUAGCGGAGGGGUUGAUUCAACUGUUUGUGCUGCUCUGUUACGUCAUUCUUUACAGCCGAAUCAAAUUAUUGCGGUCCACAUCGAUAAUGGAUUUAUGCGUAAAGGAGAGAGUGGCAAGGUCGAAAAAUCUCUACGGGACAUUGGUAUUGAUCCGUUAGUAAAAAAGGAAGCAUAUCGAUUCUUAAAAGGCACAACACAAAUUAAGAGACCUGGACAGUUCUCAAUUGUAGAAACGCCUAUGUUAUCUCAAACAUUUAACCCUGAGGAGAAACGUAAAAUUAUCGGAGAUAUCUUUGUAAAAAUUACGAACGAUAUUAUCACCGAAAUGAAAUUAAAGCCAGAAGAUGUAUUACUUGCGCAAGGCACACUUCGACCCGAUUUAAUUGAAUCUGCAUCCAGUUUAGUAAGCCAAAAUGCAGAGACUAUCAAAACUCAUCAUAAUGAUACAGAAUUAAUAAGACAAUUGCGGUACUCUGGGCGCGUUGUAGAACCUUUAAGCGAUUUUCAUAAAGACGAAGUAAGAGACUUGGGAAGGGAUUUAGGACUACCCGCUGACCUAAUUGAAAGGCAACCAUUUCCAGGACCGGGUUUAGCCAUACGGAUACUGUGUGCUGAAGAGCCUUUUAUUGAAAAAGAUUACUCAGAAACUCAGGUUAUAGCAAAAGUUAUUACAGAUUUUCAUAGCAAACUACAAAAAAAGCAUGCACUAAUAAAUCGCGUAAUUGGAUCCACUUCAGAAUUAGAGCAAAAAGAACUAAAACGAAUAUCGUCAAGCACCAAAAUCCAAGCUACAGUUUUACCAGUGCGUUCUGUUGGUGUGCAGGGUGAUAAGAGAACUUAUAGCUAUGUUGUGGGCCUUUCCAGCAAUGCUGAACCGAAUUGGAACGAUUUAUUAUUUUUAGCUAAACUGAUACCACGUAUUCUGCAUAAUGUUAAUCGUGUUUGCUUUAUAUUUGGUGAUCUUGUACAGUACCAAAUUACAGACAUAACUCAUACGACACUCAACAAUUAUGUUCUUAAUCAAUUGAGGGAAGCGGAUGCCAUAGGAAAUGAAAUAAUAAUCCAAGCGGAACUUCAUCGUAAAAUAUCACAAAUGCCCAUCGUGUUGAUUCCUGUGCAUUUUGAUAGGGAUCCAACAAAUCGAACUCCAUCAUGCUGCCGAUCGAUUGUUUUGAGACCCUUUUUAACAAAUGAUUUUAUGACGGGAGUUCCAGUAAUACCAGGAUCGAUUAAUUUGCCCACUCAAGUGCUAAACAACAUUGUACACGACAUAUCCAAAUUAGAUGGCAUCUCAAGAGUUCUUUACGAUUUGACAUCAAAGCCGCCGGGUACUACCGAAUGGGAAUGAAUUUCAUAUGCUCUUUGAUCUUGGUCGCUUUAUAAGGAACGCAGCUGCAUUUGUUUUUGUAUUUAAUGGGAUAUGUAGUUGAAGUGUCAAAAAUAUAUACAUAUAUAUUAUUUGAACGCUAU
Messenger RNA from Rhagoletis zephyria (snowberry fruit fly), 2210 nucleotides. RefSeq names its product GMP synthase burgundy (gene bur). Gene Ontology annotation, molecular function: GMP synthase activity; ATP binding; GMP synthase (glutamine-hydrolyzing) activity. The record is from RefSeq and is a predicted model, not a curated record. Gene Ontology annotation, cellular component: cytosol. Gene Ontology annotation, biological process: GMP biosynthetic process. NCBI's taxonomy places the organism in Eukaryota, Metazoa, Arthropoda, Insecta, Diptera, Tephritidae.